Messenger RNA from Polypterus senegalus (gray bichir), 1078 nucleotides. Its product is annotated as NADH dehydrogenase [ubiquinone] iron-sulfur protein 8, mitochondrial-like. Gene Ontology annotation, molecular function: NADH dehydrogenase activity; 4 iron, 4 sulfur cluster binding. Gene Ontology annotation, biological process: mitochondrial respiratory chain complex I assembly; mitochondrial electron transport, NADH to ubiquinone. The transcript is spliced from 7 exons. NCBI's taxonomy places the organism in Eukaryota, Metazoa, Chordata, Cladistia, Polypteriformes, Polypteridae. Bases 111 to 731 code for a protein of 206 amino acids. Gene Ontology annotation, cellular component: membrane. The record is from RefSeq and is a predicted model, not a curated record.
UGACGUCACUUCCUGUCGGUAGCUUCUGGAGGUCAGGCAGGUUGGCUGACUGGCCGGGCAGGCGAACGAGAGUUUGUUAUUAAGAAGGCCGAUUAUCGGAGUUGGCCAACAUGUCAUCCUUGAGGUUGCUGUAUCGAGCGACACAGCCAGGUACAACGGCUGUGUUGCUGCGUACAUUAACUGUUUCAGCACAGAGGCAUAGCUAUAAAUAUGUAAACGCCAGGGAGGUACCUGAUGAUAUCACAGCCAUAACAGACCGAGCUGCUCAGACGCUUCUGUGGACAGAGCUCUUUAGAGGUUUGGGGAUGACCUUGAGCUACUUGUUCCGAGAACCAGCUACCAUUAAUUACCCCUUUGAGAAGGGGCCGCUUAGUCCACGUUUCAGAGGUGAGCAUGCCUUACGUCGCUAUCCUUCAGGGGAAGAGAGAUGCAUUGCCUGCAAGCUGUGUGAAGCCAUCUGCCCUGCCCAGGCAAUCACUAUCGAAGCUGAGCCACGUGCCGAUGGGAGUCGCAGGACUACACGAUAUGACAUUGACAUGACCAAGUGUAUUUAUUGUGGUUUCUGUCAAGAGGCCUGUCCAGUUGAUGCCAUUGUAGAGGGUCCAAAUUUUGAGUUCUCAACAGAAACGCACGAGGAGCUGCUAUACAAUAAGGAGAAACUCUUGAACAAUGGCGACAAGUGGGAAGCAGAAAUCGCAGCUAACAUCCAGGCCGAUUACCUUUAUCGAUGACCCUGAGACUCUCUGUUCUUCUUCCCUUCCUACCCACCACCUCCAUUCUGUCCAUUUCAUCGUUUUGUUUUAGCAUUGGCCUGUCAGACACAAAAUGUACGCACCACUACACCUUGAACUUACCUGUGGGCAUGUUUUCCAAAAUCUCAAAAACCACUGAGUGUUCUCAUAUCAUUUACUACCAAGAGAUGAGCGUUUUGUGGAACUGGGGGCCAUUGGUGUUUUGGUGUGGUAGGGCGGGGAGACGUCUGUAGUCGGGGCAGGGGCACUUAAUUUCAUCCUUCCCUAGUACAUGAUGAAGUUGGAAUUGUGUUUUUUGUGAAUAAAUUUAUUUUAUGAGAAUGCCA